Papilio polytes (common Mormon) is the source of this 756-nucleotide messenger RNA. RefSeq lists its product as uncharacterized. Bases 1 to 408 code for a protein of 135 amino acids. The transcript has 4 exons. The record is from RefSeq and is a predicted model, not a curated record. Lineage: Eukaryota; Metazoa; Arthropoda; Insecta; Lepidoptera; Papilionidae.
AUGCGUAAAAUUACAGCUAUCGUUUCUUUGAUGCUUAUAGCGUGGUCGCAGGCCGAUACAAGAAGGCAAAAAAAGGAAGCUUCAUCAUCAGAGGACUUCAGAACAGGUAAUUUACUGGCUGCUGGCUUGUCGUGUGAUUCGUGUGGGAGUGAGUGCGCGGCGGCGUGCGGCACUCGUCACUUCAGGGCUUGCUGUUUCAAUUACUUGAGGAGGAAACGAGGACCUGACCAUGUUAAGUUGCAACAAAAUCAUGAAGAUAUAAAAUCGGAGAGAAUUCAGAAAACACUACCAAUUGUUGUAUUAGAAAUUCCAGAAGAAUGGAGGGAAAAUACCCUUCUAAGCGAUUUCAAGCCUUAUUUGUAUGACGAUACGGUCGGUAAUAGGUUAGACGCGAACUAUGACGUUUAAAUAAUGACAGAAGCUGCAAUACUGUAUAUAAUCUGUGGUGAUUUUAGGCAAAAGCAAUUGUGACGUUCGGACAGUAUUUUGCGUACGACUUUGGCUCUGGGUGGCGCUGUUAUCGUUAUAAUUUCUGUCACAAAAUAAAUAAAACUUAUAGUGUAAUAGAAAAUGGAAUAAAAUAAAAAUCAGCGUUGAAAUGGCGAAUUAAAAAUAGUCACAAAAUACCAUAUUUUAUAGCCCAUCCUUUCAAUGUGUUAAAAGUAUCAUGCGGCACUUUGAAAUGAUGGCGCUAGUGAGCUAACAUUUGGUUUGACCGGGUCAAAAGUCGUACUAUAGAAUCUUAUAUCUGUUAGG